AUGGAUGCAACAAAUGCCUUUCUUCAUGGUGAUUUAGAAGAAGAGGUAUACAUGACUCCAUCAUCGAGUCUUUGUCAACACGGGGAGAGACUUACUAAAGGUGCAUCCACAACUAUGGUGCUUAUCUAUGUAGAUGGCAUAGUGAUAACGGGCAAUGAUAAUGCUGCUAUACAAAGUUUGAAACAUUUUCCACACAAACAAUCUUAUAUCAAGGAUCUAGGCCCUCUAAAAUUCUUUCUUGGGUUGGAAGUUACAAGAUCCAAAGCAGAUACUACACACUCAAUUAACAUUCUAAGUCAAUUUAUGCAUGCGCCAAGAAAGCCUCAUUGGGAUGCCGUUCUUCACAUCAUUAAAAAUCUUAAAGGUAGUCUAGGUCUGGGCCUAUUGUUUUCAUCAAGAAAUUCUUUCAACUUGAAGGCUUAUUGCGAUGCAAAUUGGGCAAACUGUCUUAUGACUAGAAGAUCAACUACAGGUUAUUAUGCAUUCUUGGGAAAUUCACUGAUCUCAUGGAAAAGCAAAGAAAUAGAAAACAGUCUCAAGAUCAUCAACAGAAGCUGA
Olea europaea var. sylvestris is the source of this 558-nucleotide messenger RNA. RefSeq lists its product as uncharacterized. The transcript is spliced from 3 exons. The record is from RefSeq and is a predicted model, not a curated record. Bases 1 to 558 code for a protein of 185 amino acids. NCBI's taxonomy places the organism in Eukaryota, Viridiplantae, Streptophyta, Magnoliopsida, Lamiales, Oleaceae.